CCACCAGACCCCAUUCUUUACCCUUAUGACAAGACUGGCCAUGGUUUCUACAAUGAUGCAACAGGAAGGCUUCUAUGUCCUGUGGAUCACGACUGGAACAACUCUGAUGUUCGACGAUAUAUUAGGGACUACCACCCUGAUUAUAGGGUGACGGCUUACUCUUGGCCAACAUUCUUGUAUGAUGGACGUUACGAUGCUAGGAAUCCUAGAGAUGGCCUGUUUAAAGGGAAGUUGCUAUUAAAGACAUUUAAAGCCAUAUUUACAUCUCCCACCUCUGCAGAGCUUGAUGACCCAGAGCAGACUGGUUCUGAUGAGUGGCGCACAUGCUGUGAUGUUGCAGGGCUACUCAACAUGAAAUCCACUCAACCGCGGGCAAUUGCAUAUGCCGCUGUCCAGCUUUGCAUUGCUUUGUCCAGUGCUAGCUCAUGGCGGAUCAUGGAUGAUGAUUUCAACAGCGAAGUUUUCUAUAACCAUAUUGUUGAUUUCUUUGAGCUUCCCCCAACACAAGAUGCAGCAAAUGAAGUAGAUGAUAUUUUACUAUGGUGGAAC
Molecule: messenger RNA, 549 nt
Organism: Suillus subaureus
Lineage: Eukaryota; Fungi; Basidiomycota; Agaricomycetes; Boletales; Suillaceae
Exons: 5
Source: RefSeq, a predicted model, not a curated record